AACCAUAUAACUGUCGAGUUGGUAUGAUACUAAUAAACAUGUGAUUGUUCAACUAAACUUCAACUAAUUCAAGUGUAGUUUCGUCGUCUUGUGACAGUGUAUGCUAUAGCAAAGAAUAAUAACUUGCGUAUAAAAUAAGGUUCACAAAUUUCAAACAAAUUGAGAAUAUGGUGAGGGCUUGGCAUAUCGAUGAGUCCAAAUUGGACGAAAACAAGCUAGAAUUGUCAGAGAAUGAGAGAGAACUUGUGAAUUUGGAGGAUUUGAAGGAACACACGGGAGUUUUAUACUGGAAACUGAACGCAGAUACUUACAAUGAGGAUGGAACUUUGGACGAAAUUCGAAAAUGUCGAGGAUAUACAUAUGCAGAUGAGAUCGAAGUUUCUUCUAAGACGUUGCCCAACUUUGAUGUCAUGAUCAAAAAGUUUGCAUCGGAGCAUCUGCACACAGACGAGGAAAUAAGGUUCAUUUUGGCUGGGAAAGGUUAUUUCGACGUUCGGGAUGCAAAUAGCGAUGACUGGAUUCGAAUAGAGGUUGUGGGUGGAGACUUGAUCAUCCUCCCGGCUGGAAUUUAUCAUAGACUUGUUCUGGAUAAGGAUCGGUACAUUAAAGCCAAACGUAAUAUAAAUUAUAGUUUUUCAUUGGAGCGCCAGUAUGGACCGCACAUGAAAGAGGUAAUCCGAUAACCCAUGGCUUAUCGGAUGAAAUGGAUUCUCGUAAAGCAUAUCUUGCAAAAUAUAAGAAGCCAGUUUCUUCAUAAACAACCAGGAAUUUGAUAUUGUGAAUACAUGUAUGAAUUAUGUAUAAAUUUAAAAUUAUACAUAAUUACAUGUGUAUGAUUCACCCAACAUAAGAUAUUAACCUUCCAUAUUUUGGACAUAUGUAAAAAUAAAAUCAUAAACAAAUUCGUUUCAUAAUUACCGAGGUGUUUUACAACGGUACAUAAUACGCUGAAUAAAUAACUAUAUAUGUACGUACUUA
This is a messenger RNA of Folsomia candida, 978 nucleotides long. It is a transcript of the gene Adi1, whose product is annotated as 1,2-dihydroxy-3-keto-5-methylthiopentene dioxygenase. The record is from RefSeq and is a predicted model, not a curated record. Gene Ontology annotation, molecular function: acireductone dioxygenase [iron(II)-requiring] activity. The transcript has 4 exons. NCBI's taxonomy places the organism in Eukaryota, Metazoa, Arthropoda, Collembola, Entomobryomorpha, Isotomidae. Bases 168 to 683 code for a protein of 171 amino acids.